GAGCUCGUAUAGCCUCAAACUUUGCGACAGAGGGAGGUGUUCCCCCUCCCCGCUUCUCCACAUUUCCCCUCGGCGCACAGUAAACUUUCAUUUUGGGGAAGUCGACGCGCGCACCCACACACACACUUACGCACACUUUACGCACACACACACUUUACGCACACACACACGCAGCAAGCAGCGUUGCUCGUCACCUCGUCCUGCCACUGUUCCUCGGGAAAGCCGGACCACAGGACUUCACCUCACGUUCAUUGUACUUUCUUUCCCCCCCCCCCCCCAAAACGCGCGGAAGGAAGAAAUCUCAGAAGCGCACAGGUGGAACUCUCCGGCGCGUCUCUCUUCUUUAAUUCUCUCCCGCCCUCCUCUCCUUUUAAAUUCACCCUCAUCUCCCGGAAAGGACACACCGAGGAUGGAUACUACGAGGAACAGGACAAUGUCGGCGCACAGCCGGUGAACCUGACACUUUCUGAUUAUUAUUCUUGUCUCCUUCUUUCUCUCUCUCUCGUCUCUUGCGCUCCUCGAGCCCGCUCCAUGAACACCUGGAAUGGAACAACUUCAUCCGACCUCAUCGUCCGGACUGUAGUGACAAGACCCAGGAGAGAAUGAAGUAACCGCGAUGGAGCCGGACAAUGCCCCGCACUCCAAACUCAAAUCCACUGGAGUCGGGGGGAUAUUUCUGAUUCUCUGGACGAUCCUCUCUUGCACCUGCUCUCUCAGGCUCGCGCAAGCACAAGAUGUGGACGUUCUGCAGCAGCUCGGGCUCACCGGCCGAAGGGCCGACGGCUCAUCGCCUUCCAGCGCUCGCACCGUCCCUAAUGGCAUCAUCCCCUUCAAGUCUGGAAUCAUCCUCACCCCGAGGGCGCGCGUCCAGGCGCCUCUGCGCACCGUCCUCCCUGCUGGCUACAGCUCGGCCGACCUCUCCGUGAUCCUGAGCUUGUCCGUCCACCGCAUCAACAGCGCUUCCCUUUUCUCGGUCCUGUCGAAGAGACGGAAAGUGCAGCUGGCGCUGCAGUUCGUGCCGGGAAAGCUCCUGGUCCACGCGGGGCAGAGGAGCUCCGUGAGCUUCGACUACGAUGUCCACGAUGGCCGGUGGCACAGUCUCGCCUUUGAUAUCCACGGCCAUCGGGUGUCCCUGCGCACUUCUUGUGGGAGGAAAAGCCUCCAUGCAGAUUUGCAUUCUAAAAGAGAGGAGGCCCUGGAUGCAGAGGGCUCGUUCCUGCUGGGUAAAAUGAACCACAACUCGGUGCCGUUCGAAGGCGCCAUCUGUCAGUUUGACAUUUAUCCAUCUGCCAAGGCAGCUCAAAACUAUUGUGAUUACAUCAAGAAACACUGCCGAGAAGCCGACACGUAUCGGCCCGCGUUUCCACCCCUGCUACCUCUAUUUUCCACACACUCAAACAUCACUGUCACUCGUUCAACUCCGCUGUCACUCACGGAGCUUUCCAGAAAGGACCAGAGACCUGCUCUGGCCUCGACCGAGGAAAACACCAGGACUACAGUUCUCGCUCCAGCCGACCGCCCGCUGGUGCGCGACCGAACAUCUGCGACUCAGACCGUGAGCACUCCAGAACCCGGUGCCGUGUCCGUUUCCCCAGCGGCUCGCCCGGGCUUGGGAACGCCCUCAAAGUUUCCGACUCAAACAGUCACUACGUCUCUUAGGAUCAGCGCGCCGCCGCCGAACCCAACUCUGCGUGCCGGAAAGGACGCAGAGCCAGGACGUACCUACGCCGACGGGAACAGCGCGGAUUUACCUGCUUCCACCAGACCGUCGGAGGCGAAGCCAAACCUCCGGACCACAGCUGCUCCCACACAGGGGUCUCCUUCAGACGCCCACCUUCCCCAUAAAAAGCAGUCGAGCACAGUAGCUCCACAGAAACCCGAGCCAAGAGUGACCGGCGCGCAGGAUGUCCAACCCACCUUGUUUAUUCUCGUCACUCCGGCUGCAACAGAUGGCUUCCAAACAUUCGACGAGGAGCCGACCCACUACUCGCUGCUGGCCGGAGCACCUGGACUAAAGGGAGAGCCAGGAGCGCCGGGCCUUCACGGACUUUCAGGGUCGCCAGGGAGGCCAGGGAAGAGGGGCCCGAGGGGUCCCCCCGGCCCACACGGAAACCCCGGUCGUCCCGGACCUGCUGGAGUGAAGGGACACAAAGGAGACCCCGGACUGUCCCCUGGUCAAGCCCCAAAAGGACCAAAAGGCGAGUCUGGUGACAAGGGCCCCGCUGGACUGCCUGGCCAAGCCGGACGAAAGGGACAUAAAGGUCCUCCUGGUCCUUCUGGUCUCCCAGGUGAACCUGGCGAACGCGGAGAUGAUGGAAGCCCUGGGGCCAAAGGCUAUCCUGGCAGGCAGGGCUUUCCUGGGCCCGUAGGAAAAAUGGGGCCGAAAGGACUUUGGGGCCACAUUGGCAUCCCUGGGCUUUUUGGCCGUCCCGGUCCCAAUGGCGAGAGAGGUGUCCCUGGCGUUCAUGGGAAGAAGGGCGAGAUGGGUAGGCCGGGGUUUCCCGGUGACAUUGGAGAGAGGGGACCCCCCGGGCCCGAUGGAAACCCAGGUGAACUUGGAGCUCCUGGGCCAUGUGGAGUCCCUGGUCUUAUUGGAGACAUGGGCCCUUUCGGCAUUUUGGGCUUAGCAGGACCGCCUGGACUCAAGGGAGUCGCAGGAAGCCCAGGGGACCCAGGACUGAAAGGUGAUAAGGGGGAUGUCGGCUUGCCAGGAGAGCAGGGGGAGUCUGGAUUCCUAGGGGACAAGGGUAUUCGCGGGCCACCUGGGUUGCGUGGUCCUUGUGGAAAACCCGGGCCUCAGGGCAAACCUGGUGAAAAGGGCCCUGAUGGUUUGCCCGGCCCUCUCGGCCCAGAGGGCUUUCCGGGUGACAUUGGCCCGCCAGGUCAAAACGGCCCCGAAGGACCCAAGGGGAAGCAAGGGACAAGAGGUUUGCCAGGUCCAAGAGGAAUAACUGGACUUCAGGGUGAUGAGGGACCAGUCGGGCCAGAUGGACCCGCUGGACUCGAGGGCAGGCCUGGGAGGCAGGGAUUCCAUGGAUUGACAGGCCCAGACGGACUCAAGGGCGAGACUGGGAUAACUGGCGAGGUCGGCAAGCUUGGCGAGAGGGGACUGCCGGGUUUUAUCGGGCCCGUUGGAGAGAUGGGCAUCGCCGGAGAAAAGCUGUUCAUCUGUGCCAACUUUCGCUUCUUUGUGCAGGGUCCAAGGGGUCCCGAUGGCCCGGCGGGGGAGACGGGGCCCGCGGGAAUAAAGGGCCCUGAUGGUCCACCGGGGAAAUUGGGCCUCCCUGGAGAGAUGGGAAAGCUUGGCGAACCCGCUGAAGUGGGGCCGAAGGGAUUUCCAGGUGUUCAAGGACCCUCGGGACCUCCAGGAGCCAAAGGAAUUGCAGGAGAGCCUGGACCGGCGGGGCCACCGGGGACGAUGGGGCCACUGGGGGAGAUGGGGCCGACGGGGCCGCCGGGGAAGGCGGGAGAGAGAGGACUGCCUGGUGACACUGGGGAGAAGGGUGCCGUUGGUCUGCAUGGCAACCUUGGGGAGCAGGGUUUGAUUGGCCAGAGAGGUGAGCUAGGCAUUGACGGGGAGGCUGGACAAGGUGGACCAGAUGGAGCCAAGGGUGAAAAGGGGGAAGCUGGUCCAGAGGGCGCCAACGGAGACGGGGGUGAAAUCGGCCUGAGAGGGAAGGACGGAGGUCCGGGGCCCCCUGGACUGGUGGGUGUGAGGGGUCAGGAGGGUAAACCUGGCCAAAUUGGUGAAAGAGGAAAACCUGGAGAAAAGGGGAGCAAGGGUCUCCAAGGUCACCUGGGGGAGACCGGGCCAGUCGGGGAGCGCGGGGAACCCGGCUUUGUCGGACAGAAGGGAGCGCGAGGAACCAUCGGGCCAGUGGGUGCUCCAGGGAGAAUGGGCCAACAAGGAAAUCCGGGCAUAUCAGGUUACGAGGGUCACAUGGGGCCACAGGGCCCGCUGGGACCUCCUGGGCCAAAAGGUGAAAAGGGUGAACAGGGGGACGACAGCAAGGUAGAAGGUCCUCCGGGUGCCCAAGGUGACAGAGGUCCUCCUGGAGACAGAGGAGAGAGAGGAGUGCCAGGUGACUCCGGACACAUUGGUCAAAUGGGUUUUGAUGGAAAGAGAGGCGAAGCUGGAGCUCAAGGGCUUCCCGGACAUCCUGGGCCAAAGGGACAACCGGGGCUGAGAGGAUCCAAAGGUGAUCAAGGGCAGAAAGGAAAAUCUGGGGCAACAGGCUCACCUGGGACCAAAGGACCGCCAGGUCUAGAGGGUCCUCCUGGCCCACGGGGGGUUGUGGGCAGGGAGGGACUCGAGGGGCUACCUGGAAUUGACGGUCUGCCUGGUAAAGAUGGAAGUAAAGGAGUCAAGGGGGAGCAAGGAGAAGAUGGAGAAGUGGGCUUACCAGGAAAAUCUGGGCAGCCAGGUAAAACCGGCGUGACGGGGCUUCCUGGAAGCCAAGGCUCCUUUGGACCGAAGGGUGAGAGGGGUCUCCGAGGCCAAACUGGUCCAUCAGGAAAAAGAGGCUCAGUCGGCGGGAUGGGACUACCAGGAAAACAGGGAGACCAGGGACCCAAAGGGCAACCAGGGGACACUGGUGGACAAGGAUUCCCAGGGGUGUUCGGUUUGUUUGGGCCAAAGGGACCUCCCGGAGACUUUGGCCCUGCGGGGAUACAGGGACCGAAAGGACCUCGUGGUUUGAAGGGUAUGGAGGGAGCUUUGGGCCCCGUUGGCAUCAUUGGCCCCGGCGGUCAUCCUGGACCCCAGGGUGACAAAGGAAGUCGGGGGGAGAUGGGGUUGCAAGGACCAAGGGGAUCUCCCGGUCCUCGCGGACCAGCGGGACCACCAGGUCUUCUCAGCUCGACCCUUUCACUUGAAAAUGAAGCACUCGGCGCAGCCUUUCAAGUCAUCAUUGAUUCCCACACGGCGCUGAGGCAAGAGAACUUUCAGCACAUGGACCAGCCAACGUUAGACCAGGGCACGGAGAUUUUCAAGACCCUGCAGCAUCUGAGCACGCUGAUCCAGAGUUUAAAGAACCCGCUGGGAACCCGCGACAAUCCUGCCAGAAUCUGCAGGGACCUCUACAACUGUGAGCACAGGAUGUACGACGGCACUUACUGGAUCGACCCAAACCUCGGCUGCAAUGCGGACACCGUCGAGGUGACGUGCAACUUCACAGCGGGAGGACAAACGUGCCUGAAGCCGAUCACAGUGUCCAAGUUGGAGAUCGGAGUGGGUCGCAUCCAGAUGAACUUCAUUCAUCUUUUGAGCACCGAGGCCACGCAGCACGUCACCGUUCACUGCCUCAACACACCCGUGUGGGCGGCGGGACCCUCCCUGCAGCCGUCGGGCGGGGCUGUGAGCUUCAGGGCCUGGACUGGAGAGAGGAUCAGAGCAGGGGACCUCCUGGAGCCGCACAUACCCAUCGACGACUGCUGGAUCAAAGAUGGCCGCUGGCACCAGACCCACUUCAUCUUCCAGACCCAGGACCCAAACUUACUCCCCAUCGUGGAUGUGUACAAUCUACCGCCGACAGCAGAGCCUGGCGCACGCUAUCACCUCGAGGUCGGACCCGUGUGCUUCUUAUAAGGCCCAGUGGAGGGAGGGGUGCGGGGGGGGGGAUUACUACUUAAAUGUAGUGACUGCACGGGGGAGACUCGUCCCUCAGACUCCCCACGUUUUGUCUGUACGAAAUAUGCUCGGACUGCAGAAACAGGAGUGGGCCCCCGAGGAAGAAGGCCCGUUGGAAAAUGCAGAGAGAAGACUUAUCAGCCUAUGGAAAACAAUAAUAAGCUUCUUUUUCUUCUUCAGAGACUUGCUUUUGAUGUACAAGAUCUGAAUGCCCCCUUUUGGAAGUAGUAUCAAAGUGUUGUUUUGUGUCAUCUCUCCGACCAUGUUGUACCAUAUUUUCUUCACGGUCUGAUUUAUUGCAAGAGCCUAAAAAAAGGUUGUUUUUUUCCCCAAGAGAUCUGUACAGAAAUAUGGAACAUUUUCAUCCGCAAUUGCGAUCAUUCACAUUUUAAUGUUAAAGUAUUAUUUAUACAUGUAUAUGUACUGUAUAUUGUAAUAUAAAGUGCAAUAGUUAUCGUUCCGCGACCUUUAGGCAUAUACGGUAUCAAAACCAUAUCACUCAUUCAGGUAUAGUGACACAGAAAUGCUGCCGCCAGGUACGUGUUGUUGUUUUUUUUAUGAGCCUUUACGAACUGUCCAGUGCUGAGAGACAACUCAUUCAUACAGAUAUCUUCACAUUAAACUGCUGUGUGGUACUUUCCACGUUUUAGGUGGGGCCAUGGUUUCCGCAGCGUGAACCGAGAACAGUGUGUCAAGAGACGCUACCUCGUACUGCACCUCCCAUCCCACAGCAAAAACAAGCCGCUAUACCCGAUGUGAUCUGGGAUGACACGGAGGUGACUCCCUGGUGCUGCAACAGUUGACACUCGUACGAUAACCUCCUCAACGCAAGGCAGCGUCUUUGCUCCCCUUUUGAAGAACACAAAAAAAGGGAAGACUGUAAAAAAAAAAAAAUACACGCAGGCCAAAUUCAUUAAAUUAUAUUUUUUCGGGAGUGUUUUAACAUCUUUUCCAUUUGUUCAAAUGUAAAUCUUCAGUGGAAUCUAUUUGAAUAUUUUUUAAAUUCAGUUUAGUGAUUUUCCAGCUCACAACUAGACAUCAAGGUUGUUUUUUUUUUAAGCACAUUCUUAGUCAUUAGAAGCUUUUCAGUCUUAAUUUAGAGGUUUUGUUUGUUUAAUUUAACCGUCCCGGACUAUCAGCUGUAUUUGUGGACAUUCGCAGCCUUGCUUUUUUAGUCACUGUUGAUGCAUUUGUCACUAAAAUGUGCAGCAGUUACAACUGGUCCCACCGAUCUAUACACACUCAGAGGAUUUUUCACAAUACACAACAUAAAACUACCACAUUACGCAAGCUUACAGGUCUGUACAGACAUUUUAUGCUGUGUGAAUGAAGUCUAAUGAAAAAGGUAAUUUAAUAAAUGUCUGAAACCUU
Molecule: messenger RNA, 7000 nt
Organism: Scophthalmus maximus (turbot)
Lineage: Eukaryota; Metazoa; Chordata; Actinopteri; Pleuronectiformes; Scophthalmidae
Gene: col27a1b
Product: collagen, type XXVII, alpha 1b
Exons: 58
Coding region: 617-5587 (1656 amino acids)
Molecular function (GO): extracellular matrix structural constituent
Source: RefSeq, a predicted model, not a curated record